AUGGUGUUUCUGUUUGGGGUGAUGAAAUGUUUGAAAAUUGAUUGUGAUGAUGGUGGCACAACUUUUGUGAACACACUGAGAACAACUGAACUGCAUACUUUAAUUCUAUUUGUUUGUAACAUACAACUCUUUCUCAAAAGGCCAUCAAUUCUUGGUAGAAGAACAUAUUCACUGAAACCAUGGAUGAUUGCCCUUAUUAUUACAGCUGUUGUGUUGGUUCUAGCAGUAAUCAUCGGUCUCCCUGUUUAUUUUUUGGUAUUUGAUCAGAAGGUUCAUUAUUACCAAACUUCCUUCCAGAUCCCUAGUAUUGAAUAUAAUCCUGAUUUUUCAGUAGAACAUUCAAAAAAUAGGACAGACCUGAAACGAAAAAUCAGUAAUAAGAUAGAUGAGAUAUUUCAAAGAUCCAGUUUAAAUCAUCAUUACAUCAAGUCUCAUGUUUUCAAUGUUAGGCCAAGUAAUAAUGGUUUGAAAAUAAACGUAUUGCUCAAAUUUCAGUUUACCUCUAACAAUGCAGACACAAUAAAAAGAGAAGCUGAUAGCAUUUUGCAUCAGAAGUUGAAAUUAAAUGAAAGCUUCUUGAAGAUAGAUACUUCAUUGCCCUAUCUUAAAGCUAUGAAGAAUGUACAAGCAGAGCAUAUCCUGAACAGCUGUUGCGGUUUAGGGAGGGAGUUCCCAUCCAUGGAAAGAAUUGCCCAUGGUAGUGUUGCAAAGAAAGCUGAUUGGCCUUGGCAAGCCAGCCUGCAGGUUGAUGGCAUUCAUUUCUGUGGAGCCACUUUGAUUAGUGAGGUGUGGCUCCUGACUGCUGCUCAUUGCUUUGAUUCCUACGAAAACCCCAAGCGCUGGACAGCUAGCUUUGGAACAACUCUAAGCCCCCAACUAAUGAGACGAGAGGUGCAGUCGGUUGUCAUUCAUGAAGACUAUGCUGCCCAUAAGCACGACAAUGACAUCGCUGUGGUGAAGCUCUCCGCCCCUGUCAUAUUUUCGGAUGAGGUGCACAGAGUCUGUCUCCCAGAUGCUACUUUUGAAGCCUUGCCUGAGAGCAAAGUGUUUGUCACUGGAUGGGGAGCUCUAAAAGCAAACGGUCCCUUUCCCAAUACUCUGAGAGAAGUUGAAAUAGAGAUCAUAAGUAAUGAUAUCUGUAAUCAAGUUCAUGUAUAUGGUGGAGCUGUAUCAUCAGGAAUGAUAUGUGCUGGAUUCUUGAAAGGAAAACUAGAUGCCUGUGAAGGUGAUUCUGGGGGACCUCUGGUUAUAGCACGUGAUGGAAAUAUCUGGUAUCUUAUCGGAAUAGUAAGCUGGGGAAUGGACUGUGGAAAAGAAAACAAGCCUGGAGUCUAUACCAAAGUGACUCGUUAUCGGGACUGGAUUAAGUCUAAAACUGACAUCUAA
This is a messenger RNA of Budorcas taxicolor (takin), 1386 nucleotides long. RefSeq names its product transmembrane protease serine 11G-like. The coding region runs from base 1 to 1386 and encodes 461 amino acids. Gene Ontology annotation, cellular component: extracellular region; plasma membrane. NCBI's taxonomy places the organism in Eukaryota, Metazoa, Chordata, Mammalia, Artiodactyla, Bovidae. The transcript has 10 exons. Gene Ontology annotation, biological process: proteolysis. The record is from RefSeq and is a predicted model, not a curated record. Gene Ontology annotation, molecular function: serine-type endopeptidase activity.